AUGCAGUACAUUAUGGAAGAUAUUAUGGAGGAAAACAACUUGGCAGAGGUUCUAGAUGCUGAAGUAGUUUAUGAAGAAGAAGAAGUUUCUGAAGAUCAUGAGAUUGGCUUGGAGGAGCUAGAACAAGCACCUCCUUGGAUAGAUGAUGAAGCCAUCCAUGUUAGAGAGGAGUUAGAAGAAGUGAAUCUUGGAACCUCUGAGGAACCUCAGGUAACUUUUGUUAGUAAAAACCUAGAGGUUGGUUUAAAAACAAAAUUAACUGUACUCUUGCAGGAAUACAAAGAUUGCUUUGCAUGGCAAUAUUCUGAUAUGCCGGGGUUAAGCAGGAUAUUGGUAGAACAUCGGCUUCCUAUUAAGCCCGAGUUUCAGCCAUACCGCCAACCUCCAAGAAGAGUGUCAAAAGAAGUUGAAUUAAAGGUAAAAGAAGAAAUUGAAAAAUUGUGUAAAGCAGGCUUUAUUAGGCCUGCUAAAUAUAGUAAUUGGUUAGCAAAUGUUGUUCCAGUGGUUAAAAAGAAUGGAAAACUUAGAAUAUGCAUAGACUUUAGGGACUUAAAUGAAGCAACUCCUAAAGAUAUUUAUGCCAUGCCAAUUGCUGACGCUCUUAUUGAUGCUACAGCUAAUCAUUCUCUUUUGUCUUUUAUGGAUUGUUUUGCUGGAUAUAACCAGAUUAUGGUGGCUAAAGAAGACAUCUCCAAAACGGCAUUUAGAUGUCCAGGAUCUAUUGGGACAUUUGAAUGGGUGGUCAUGCCGUUUGGUUUACGUAAUGCUGGUGCAACAUAUCAGAGGGCUAUGAAUGCCAUCUUCCACGACCUCUUAGGUAAAACUAUGGAGGUUUAUAUUGAUGAUGUUGUUGUAAAAUCAAAACUAAUGAAAGAUCAUUUGAAAAAUCUAGAGGAAGCAUUUAGGAGGAUGAGAGUUCACUGUUUAAAACUCAAUCCUCUGAAAUGCGCCUUUGGUGUAAAAGCUGGAAAUGUUUUGGGGUUUUUGGUCCAUGAAAGAGGCAUUGAAGUGGACCAAAACAAAACCAAAGAUAUUCGAGAAGCUAAACCGCCUAGAAAUAAAACAGAACUUCAGAGGUUUCUUGGGCAGGUUAAUUACUUAAGGAGAUUUAUAUCUAAUCUUGCAGGAAAAACAAAAGUGUUCUCAGAAUUGUUGAAAUUAAAAAAGGAGGAUGUCUUCAUAUGGGAAACCAUCCAUCAAGAGGCUUUUGAUGAAAUUAAAGAUUAUCUAAUGAAGCCUCCUGUAUUGAUGCCUCCCAAAAAGGGUAUACCUCUAAGGUUGUACAUUUCAGCAGCCGAAGGUUCAAUUGGGUGUCUGCUAGCCCAGAGCAACCAAGAUGGACAUGAACAGACUAUUUAUUAUUUGAGUCAUUCGAUGACAUCUACAGAGGUUAGAUACACUCCUAUCAUGAAUUUGUGUCUGGCUUUAUUUUUUGCCUGCACUAAAUUAAGACACUAUCUGCUUAGUAAUAGAGUCUAUGUGGUGUCUCAAACCGACUUGAUGAAAUAUAUGCUAAACAAACCUGUUUUAUCAGGAAAUAUUAGAAAGUCGUUAUUAAGUUUGGCAGACUUUCAUUUGAUUUAUCAUCCCCAGAAGUCGGUCAAAGGUCAGGCUCUAGCAGAUUUCCUGGCCGACCAUCCAUGUAUAAACCUAGGAGAUGAAAGUAAAUUUGACUUACCGGUUUUUAUGAAUGAACAUAGACCUUGGAUGCUUAAAUUUGAUGGGUCUAGUACAGAUAGGUCUGCGGGUGCUGGAAUCAUAAUAGUAUCACCUUCUGGAGCUAAGACCUCCUUGUCUUUUAAUCUUGACUUUGAAUGUACAAAUAAUCAAUCUGAGUAUGAGGCUUUGAUUAUUGGAUUAGAAAUCCUCCUAGAUCUAGGUGCUAAAAAGGUCAAAAUAAUUGGAGAUUCUCAAUUGGUUAUUAGACAAGUGUCUGGCGAAUAUAAAUGCAUGAGUUACUCUUUAACUUCUUAUUAUGCUAUUGCUAUACAGUUAAUAGAGAGUUUUAAAGAGGUUGAAUUAGUACAUGUUCCUAGAGAGGAAAAUUGGGAGGCCGAUGAAUUAUCACAGCUAGCAUCUGGCCUACGUCUGUCGGAGGAGUUAACCCAGCGACUAGUAAUGGUACAAAGAAAAACUCACCCUUCAAUUUUUAAAAGAGGAGUACAACUAGAUAUUUUCAAUAUUGAUGAUAACUUAGUACAGGAUUGGAGGAGAGAUAUUAAAAAGUACCUGGAGAAUCCUAGCAAGAAGAUGAUGUAUAAAGUAAGAGUGAGAGCUGUUAACUAUGUGCUCAUAGAAGAUGUUUUAUACAGAAGAGGAUUCGACAACCUAUUGCUAAGAUGCCUUAGAACUACAGAGGCACUAGAGGUCAUGAAACAAACUCAUGAGGGAGUUUGUGGAGCACAUCAAUCUGGAGUGAAAACGAGAUGGCUGAUCCGAAGACAUGGUUACUUCUGGCCAUCUAUCCUAAAAGAUUGCAUGACUUUUGCAAAGGGUUGCCAAUCGCGCCAAAGGUAUGGAAACAUACAAAGACUUCCAGCUGCUGAGUUGAAGUCUGUCAUCAAACCAUGGCCAUUCAGAGGUUGGGCCAUAAAUUUGAUAGGUAAAAUAUAUCCUUCAUCUUCUAAAAAUCACAGUUUCAUAAUUGUAGCUACUGAUUAUUUUACCAAAUGGGUAGUCGCUAAGCCAUUGGUAAAAGCAGAGCAAAAAGAUGUUAUUAAAUUUAUUAAAGAGGAAAUUAUUCAUCAAUUUGGAAUUCCAUAA
This is a messenger RNA of Mercurialis annua (annual mercury), 2763 nucleotides long. RefSeq lists its product as uncharacterized. Bases 1 to 2763 code for a protein of 920 amino acids. Gene Ontology annotation, molecular function: RNA-DNA hybrid ribonuclease activity; nucleic acid binding. The transcript has a single exon. Gene Ontology annotation, biological process: DNA integration. The record is from RefSeq and is a predicted model, not a curated record. Lineage: Eukaryota; Viridiplantae; Streptophyta; Magnoliopsida; Malpighiales; Euphorbiaceae.